Messenger RNA from Perca fluviatilis (European perch), 6041 nucleotides. RefSeq names its product netrin 2 (gene ntn2). Gene Ontology annotation, molecular function: protein binding. The record is from RefSeq and is a predicted model, not a curated record. Lineage: Eukaryota; Metazoa; Chordata; Actinopteri; Perciformes; Percidae. The coding region runs from base 456 to 2354 and encodes 632 amino acids. The transcript is spliced from 7 exons.
GCGAGGAAAAAUCCGGAGGCUGACAUUUUCUCCAGGGUGUCCGCCGCAGGGAACCCAGCGCUGAGAGCCCCGGGCUUUGAACAGACACACCACUGAGGCUUGUUUUGCAGACAAAAAUCAGCAGACUGAUCCAAUUGCAACAACUCUAAAGGACCGAGGAGAGCUCCCCGCUUGAAUCCCAUCUGACAGCAAGAAGGGCUCUGGCCAGCCUGAAGUGAAGGGUCACUGAGCUCAGUCACUCUCCUUCCAUUAACUCACAAUUAUACACACAUAGGGUGAAAGUCGCACACAGACACAUCUGCACGACGACACAUACACCUUCACAUACUAUAUAUAUAUACACACACACACACACACACACACACACACAUACACACACACACAGACUCUUGGGUACACACACAAAGACUCAUCUGUGCAUAAACUCAGACACACACGCAGGCCCUCUGAGCAGGAUGAGGGAACCCUGGAGGUGCCUGCUGGGCCUGUGCCUCCUGGCAUGCUCAGCCUCCACCCACAGUGCCGCCAAUCCCUUCGCAGGGCAGCAGACCCCUCCAGACCCUUGCUAUGACGACACAGGCGCAGCCCGCCGCUGUAUCCCCGAGUUUAUUAACGCUGCCUUCGGCAAGGAGGUGAUGGUGUCCAGCGUCUGUGGCCGGCCUCCGUCCCGUUCCUGCAGCGUGGUGGAGCGGGGCGAUGAUCGGCCUUCUGUGCGCUCAUGCCAAAUCUGUGAUGCAUCCGACCCUCGCCGUGCCCACCCUGCUUCCUACCUCACUGACCUCAACUCAGCCCACAACCUCACCUGCUGGCAGUCAGAGAAUCUGAACACUUCACCACACAACGUGACUCUCACCCUUUCACUAGGUAAAAAGUUUGAGAUCACCUAUGUCAGCCUGCAGUUCUGUUCCCCCCGCCCCGAGUCCCUGGCCAUAUACAAGAGCAUGGACUACGGCAAGACCUGGAUGCCCUACCAGUUCUACUCCUCACAGUGCCGGCGUAUUUACAAUCGGCCCAACAAAGCAACCAUUACCAAGCAGAACGAACAGGAGGCGCUAUGCACAGAUGGCCACACUGACCUCUACCCGCUGUCUGGAGGACUCAUUGCUUUCAGCACUCUGGAUGGACGGCCCUCCGGCAAAGACUUUGACAACAGCCCUGUCCUUCAGGACUGGGUGACUGUCACCGACAUCCGCGUGGUCUUCAGCCGGCCCCAGCUACCCCGAGAGCUGGGGGCUGGAAGCAACAGCGGGGGGAGGGACGACGACCCCAUGGCGGUGACAUCGACGCUGCCAACUUAUUUCUAUGCAGUGGGAGACUUUCAGGUGGGCGGGAGGUGUAAAUGCAACGGACAUGGCUCACGCUGUCUAAAAGACAAGGAAGGCAAACUGGUGUGUGACUGCAAGCACAACACAGAGGGACCUGAAUGUGACCGCUGCAAGCCCUUUCACUAUGACCGACCGUGGCAGAGGGCCAAUGCCCGCGAGGCCAAUGAGUGUCUGCCGUGCAACUGCAACCUCCACGCCCGCCGCUGUCGAUUCAACAUGGAGUUAUAUAAGCUGUCGGGGAGGAAGAGCGGAGGAGUCUGCAUGAACUGCCGCCACAACACCGCAGGCCGCCACUGCCACUACUGCAAGGAGGGCUUUUACAGAGACAUGGCCAGACCCAUCACUCACCGACGAGCCUGCAAAGCCUGUGACUGCCACCCUGUGGGCGCAGCAGGCAAGACGUGCAACCAGACCACAGGCCAGUGCCCCUGCAAGGACGGCGUCACCGGCAUCACCUGCAACCGCUGCGCCAAGGGCUACCAGCAGAGUCGCUCACCCGUGGCCCCCUGCAUCAAAAUCCCAGUGGUCAACCCCACAGCUGUGGUGAGCAGCACAGAGGAACCAGCAGAUUGCGAGUCCUAUUGUAAACCAGUGAAGGGCAACCUGAAGAUCAACAUGAAGAAAUAUUGCAAAAAGGAUUAUGCGGUGCAAGUGAACGUGCUGGACAUGGAGACGGUGGGGGACUGGGCCAAGUUCUCAGUUAAUUUGGUGUCUGUGUACAAGAGCCGCGGCGAGCCCCUGAAGCGAGGCGACAACAUCCUGUGGGUACACAUGAAGGACCUGGCCUGCAAAUGUCCCAAGAUCCAGAUGAGCAAACGAUUCUUGGUGAUGGGGGGCAGCGACGGCGGGACGGGCACUGGGACGGGUCCAGGGGUCGGGCCCGGGGGCGGAGCCACCAGUCCUGGGGCAGAGCGCGUGGGCUUAAUGGCUGAUAAGAACAGCCUGGUGAUCCAGUGGAGGGACGUUUGGACGAGACGCCUAAGGAAGUUCCAGCGCAAAGAGAAGAAGGGGAAGUGCAGCAAAGCAUGAUGGGAAAACGACGUUCAUCCUUCCCUCUCCCUCCCUUCAUGAACCCUUACCCAGUGAUCUCCCUCUCCUCCUUCCCCCCCCCUGUCUUCCCCCAUCACGGGAACACUGCACAUUAGAAAGACUGCAUGUACCCUGCCUAUUUUUAAGGACCACGUUUUGUGUAUAUUGUAUAAUGAGUUUCCUUUUUAUUUCUCGAGGUUUGUCUUUAUGUCAGUUGUCUUUUUUGUCCAAUUGGUUUGCCUUAAAAAGGGACCGUUAAAAAGGGUAUGAAGUGUAGACAAAAGCAGAAGCCAUUCCCUCCCUUGACGACGACAGCAGCGUAAAUGUCCACUCGUCCCCCAACUACGACCCCCUGACCCUCAACCUGCUCUUCCUGUCAAGACUGACUGCCUCCUGCCACUUUGUUUGACAUAUACCACACUUCUCUGAGGAUUUUAUUCGACAGCGUUUGUCACUGACUUAUUUCAGCAACACGACAAGCUGCACAACCUCAGCUUGGCCUCCUCACGUUUCAUUGUUGAAACAACUCGGAUCAGCUCGAGCUGGACCACGUGACUCAACAUUUGCUUUUAAAAUGUUCAUUAAAAAAAAUGGGCCUACUUGCUUUAGGUCUCUGUAGUAACUUCUACAGACUGUAACUAUGAAACUCUUGUCACAUGAGGAACCAAGGGCUCCCUUUGCAGGGAUGUUUUCCACAGCAAACCUCAGUCUCACCACCACUGCUGCUGCCACCAGACAGCCGUCACAGGAUAAACUGCUUGUGUAGGCUCUUAUAUCCACUGCUCAUAGUAGAGUUUAUAUUCUUCGUGUGGCUACGUUUUAUCGCAUCCAUCCAUAUGCCUGCCGUUUCCUUAUUUGAGAUAUAUCCUUUUGUUUCAUUUUAAGCAGAACAAACCCUGUUAGCAUGUGUGAGUCACAUUCCAGGCCUCCGGGGCUGUGCCUCUUCACCACUAGUCCCUCUCAUGAGUGGUUUAUGAAGUCAUGCAUCACCAUCAUGACUCAUUGCUUGUCACUUUUUUUUUGCUGGAAUUUUUUUAGAACAAUAUCAAUAUUUCCAAGGAGACUUUUCUUCGCUUUAUGGAUACUGUCCUUCCAGACGUCGCUGUGUGGCCAUGUCAUGUCAUUUCUUUGUAUUUAAAUGUCUGAACAUUUUCCUGAUGCGUCCAAUGACUGGCAGGCUUUUGUUUGCCGUAUUAAGAGAUUGAAACGAGAGUUCCUUUUCAUGCAGUAAAAAGAAAACAAGUCGGAUAAACAACAUAGUCGUGUUUUUCUCCAGUGUAUUUUGACAAAAUGAAUGAGCCUGGAAAGUUUUUAGCGCUCACUGAUUGUAUUAUGACAUGAGAGGAUCAUAUUUCAUUCCUCAUGUGCUUUGUUAUGUUUGCAUGUUUGUGGUUUUUGCUGGUCCAUCAAAACCUUACAGUGAGCAAGAACUAAACUUAAAAUGAGCAUCGUGAUCCAAAGGAAAACUCCCAAGUCAUCUUCCCCUACUUGCCUACCCUCACACAGUCAGGUCACUGUCAUCCUUUGCCAAAUAACCAUAGUCAGUUUUUAAAUUCAAUUAAGAGACUAUGAAAGUCAGGACCAACGAAAAACCACAGAGAGACCCGUCUGGUUGCUCUCAAGCUUUUUAUCUGCCGUUUGCUGUUAUUUCAUUUUGUAAAGCACAUUACAAUUUAUUUAAAUAGAGUACAAGAUAAACACAGUUAUGAGGGGAACAUCAAGCUAGCGUAGCAGCGAGUGUGCCGACAGGCAUGUCAUGCUAGCGAGUGGUUACGCUCCUCUGGCUGCGGUGGUAUGUUUGGUUUGUCAUCCUUCCAAAAGUGUCUCUCCUCCGCUCUCUUCUCUGUGUCAGCCACCACCCUCCCCAAACUCCCUUUUUUUUUUUUUUUUAAACCCAUUUUGCAUGUUGUUGUGUAUUCAGUGUCUUAGAUAGGUGACAGCACAGAACGAGGCUGCCAAAACCCCUCAGUGGUGUACUGUACUGCACUGCAGCUCUUGUUUUCACGUCUUCCGAGAAUGUAUGUCAAACUGUGAAGAACACACUCACGCAGGUGUAUUGGUCUGAUUGUAAGUGUUUAUGAAAUAUGUCGAAUAUGUCACCAAGCUUAAGAAUGUGGACGCCAUGACAAUUGAUGCGACUGAUGAACAGGAUGUUGUUCAAAUUAUUGUGGAUCUUUCAUGCUUAUCUGUCUGUCUUCCAAUGAUAUUUUGAAUAAUACAAAAACAAACCUGUAACCAAAAUGAGUUAUUAUCACCUAACGUGAUUUCUAGUGUGUGACAAAAAGAGCAAAGAAGGACAAAAAAAAAAGAAGUUUUGACAGCACUAUGCCCAUGCAGGGCACAAUUCCCACCAUUGGAAUUUCACAAAAAUGCAGAACCAAACAGUCAAUUAUUUGUGUGUUGGCUGUCCGCAGUGGCCCUUCAGACAGGUGGUGUUACAGUAGCACCAGUCUCCUCGCAGCGGUAUGCGAGUACGCCGUGACACAUUAUGAUUGAUGGUCAAAUUACGUGCCCGGGAGGCCUCUCUGGCGCUCAACUCCUUAAGCACCCAACACACUUGCGGAGGAACUGCGCGGUGUCCUUGAAUCUGGACUCCCGCACAAAAUCCCUCCUUCCUUUCUUUUGGCUCUCUGUUUUCCUUUUCUUAAGUGCCCACCCUGAAUGUUGGAAUAAAGAUAAGAAGUGAGCCAGAUGUUGUUUGGGGGGUGGAAGUGUAGUCUUGUGAAAGCUAUUUAGUGAGCCUCAUAGGGAGAGCCGUCCUGUUGUUUUACGUUAACAAGCCGAGCAGCUUGGCAGUGGAACUGAGGCCAUAACUGCUUUGCUUUGUUUCCUCCCCUCCCUUUGCAGCAUUUAUAGCAUUCACAGGUGUGUGUGAGUGUGUGUAUGUUUGUCUAAUUAACCUUACCCAAGUAAACAAGUGACAUGCACAUGAACUGAAGGUGCAGAGAGGGGAGAGAGCUCUCAUUUAAAGGCAGACCUUUUAGGGGUUUUUGCCACUGUUUUAUUGUUUGCAUCGACGAGUCUGAACACCCUAUGAUGAAGAAUUCUCAUUUACAUUCCCCCCCAGCCUGAUUCCCAUUUCAUUCUGGUUCACUCAUUCCAUCUCACCUUGUUUAAUAAGUCUUGACACAUUUUUAAUGUUGUAAAUAUGUACUGAACUGCCUCUGCCAUUCAUGUUGUCUUUUGUAACAGCAUCACUUGGCCUGGGAUGACUCAUGUGUAUGGAUGUACAAACCAGAUGAUGUUAUAUGGAUGUGGAAACCAGAAACAUAUGCUUUUGUGAUCGCGACCAGAAGAUGUGGUUCAGAUAUUACACAGAAUGUAUUCCUUUUUUGGUUUUAUGUUGUUUCCAGACAACAACCGCCCAAUUGUAAAUGACUUUGAGGAGAAUUAAAUACAAAUGUGAGACGAGCUGAUCGGACCCUCUGCUUUUAACAUAGAGGCAAUGACGGCAAAUGACACAACAACCCACUACUUUCUGUUGCAUUAAUGUCCUGGGAAUAUUAGUCCACUCACAUAGAAAUUGUCCACCUAUCUUUUUCGGGGGAACAAAGGGUUUCUUCCCUCCGUUCAGUCCUGCUCUGUAUUUCUGUUAUAUCAAAGUCUUCCUUGUACAUUUUUCCUCUGAGGCAAUGAACCACUGACUUUUUAAUCUAAAUGAUAAAAAAAUAAAUUAUUAGUUAAUGA